This is a messenger RNA of Varanus komodoensis (Komodo dragon), 1425 nucleotides long. Its product is annotated as stromelysin-1-like. Gene Ontology annotation, cellular component: extracellular matrix. The transcript is spliced from 10 exons. Bases 4 to 1425 code for a protein of 473 amino acids. NCBI's taxonomy places the organism in Eukaryota, Metazoa, Chordata, Lepidosauria, Squamata, Varanidae. The record is from RefSeq and is a predicted model, not a curated record. Gene Ontology annotation, biological process: proteolysis; collagen catabolic process; extracellular matrix organization. Gene Ontology annotation, molecular function: metalloendopeptidase activity; zinc ion binding.
AAAAUGAAGAGCAUCUGUUUUGUGCUGUUAUGUGUGACUGCCUCUUAUGCAUUGCCAAUCAGAAACGAAGAAGAAAAGUUGGAGCUUAUUCAGAAGUACUUAGAAAAAUAUUACAACUUUAAAUCAGAUGGGACAGGAAUCUUCAAACAGACAAGCAGCUCUGUGUUCAAAAAAAUCCAAGAAAUGCAACAGUUCCUUGGGCUACAGGUGACAGGCAACCUGGAUUCUAAUACGCUGGAGGUGAUUCAGAAGUCGAGGUGUGGAAAUCCGGAUGUUGGGGAAUUUGCCUUCUUUGCAGGGCAACCCAAAUGGGGAAAGAAAGCUCUGACCUACAGAAUUCUGAACUAUACACCAGACAUGAACAAAUCUGAUGUGGACAAAGACAUUGAGAAAGCCUUUAAAGUUUGGAGCCAAGUGUCACCACUGAUAUUCCGCAGGGUUUCAGGAGGCAAUGCAGAUAUAAUGAUCUCUUUCGCUUCUGGAGAGCAUGGAGAUUUCAAUUCUUUUGAUGGGCCGGGAGGCACUGUUGCCCAUGCCUAUGCCCCGAGCGCCGGCAUUGGAGGAGAUGCCCAUUUUGAUGAAGAUGAAGACUGGACCAAUGAGUUGGAAGGUUCCAACUUGUUUUUUGUUGCUGCUCAUGAAUUUGGCCAUUCUCUUGGACUUUCGCAUUCCAAAGAACCUAAUGCACUGAUGUUCCCAGUGUAUAACUAUCCUGAACACAGACAAAAUGUCCUCUCUAGAGAUGAUAUUGAUGGCAUUCAGUCCCUCUAUGGCGCAUCAUCUAAACCAGCUCAGGACCCAGUGGAAGAUGACAAGCCACGCACACCUGGCAGGCCAGCCCAACCUGCCUUACCUUCCGUUUGUGAUCCUCGUUUGACAUUUGAUGCUGUCACCCCUUUUCGGGGAGAAAUACUGUUCUUUAAAAAUAGGCAUUUCUGGAGGAAACACCCCAGAUACACAAAUAUUGACUUGAGUUUAAUUUCUGAAUUCUGGUCCUUUUUGCCAUCUGGUGUGGAUGCAGUUUCUGAAAAUAAUGAUAAAGAUGAGGCAGUUCUUUUUAAAGGCAACCAGUUCUGGGUUGUGAAAGGUGAAAUUAGGCUUUCUGGAUAUCCCAAGCGUAUCCACACGUUGGGCUUCCCAAAUGAUGUCAAGAAAAUUGAUGCAGCCUUUUACAACACAAAUGAAAAAAAGACAUACUUCUUUUCUGGUAACAGAUACUGGAGGUAUGAUGAACGAAGGCAAACCAUGGAAAAGAAGCCCAGAAAGAUAAGAGAUGGCUUCCCAGGUAUUGAGGGGAAAAUUGAUGCUGCCUUCCAGCAUAAUGGCUUACUGUAUUUCUUCAGAGGAACAAAGCAAUAUGAGUUUGACCCCAACACCAGGAGAAUUAAUCAGAUUCUAAACACCAAUAGCUGGUUUUCGUGCUAA